UAAAAACGAGAGCACCGUUUGAUUGCGGAAGUUUUGAUUCUUAAGAAGGUCAUAUUGAUCCGGAUUACAGAUUUCAAGGAGGAAUCAAAUAUUUUGUUAUUUAACCAUUGUUUUUUUUUAUCUUGUCUUUGAGCCUGUCUGUUUUUGUCUAACGUAUAGUACUAUCUAUGGCACCAAUGUCUAAAAAGAGUUCAAAAACUUCACUGAAAUCCUCAUCAUCAAGAUCAUCAUUAUGGUCAAUCACCUCGAGAAGUUCUCGCUCAUCCUUGCCCAGUAUUCCAGUGGAAAACAAUGAAACAAAUGCUUCUCCUCCUGUACCUCCACCAAGGAAAAAGAAAAAAGCUAAAGAUGAAAACAAAAGGAAGGACAGAUUGGAGUAUAUGAAGAAGAGGAGGGAAGAGCAUUACCAAUGGCAACAAGACGUUCACAAACAACAAGAAGCAGAGUUACAAAAGGCAGAAGAAAACAAAAAUUCAAAGUUGAAACAGAAAAGUUUUGAGGGUUUUAAGAAACUUAGCCCUAGUUUACACAGCAUGGAACUAAGGGAGCGAAAAAGAAAGAGGGAUGAUCAGCUUGACAUUUGUGAUAGUCCAUCACAAAUUAACCACCAGAAGAAGGCCAAGCAAGAAGAUGGCACUACCAUGAAUUUCCAAUAUGGGACAUUGUCUCGAAACAGAAAAAGAAGAAGCGAUGGUGAUGACAUCAGCAUUUGCAGUCUUAACAUUAAGCCAUCUAAGAGUCGCUGGAAGAAGAAGGAUGAUGGGGACAACAUCAGCAUUUGCAGUCUUAACAUAAAGUCUGGACGUUUUUGGCAAAACUUAUUUGAUAAAUAAGAAAACUUCUUUUUUCCC
Messenger RNA from Anneissia japonica, 851 nucleotides. RefSeq lists its product as uncharacterized. NCBI's taxonomy places the organism in Eukaryota, Metazoa, Echinodermata, Crinoidea, Comatulida, Comatulidae. Bases 168 to 833 code for a protein of 221 amino acids. The transcript has 8 exons. The record is from RefSeq and is a predicted model, not a curated record.